This is a messenger RNA of Parascedosporium putredinis, 1248 nucleotides long. The record is from the annotation of a GenBank genome assembly. NCBI's taxonomy places the organism in Eukaryota, Fungi, Ascomycota, Sordariomycetes, Microascales, Microascaceae.
AUGAACCGCUCCAGGUCUCUCCGCAAGCCCGCCGGCGACGUUGGCGGCGCGAACCACCACUCCCACCGGCAGGAACUAGCGGGCACGGCUGACCCGCGGACCAUUUCCCCAGCCGGUUACCCGUCAAGCCGCCGUCGGGAUCGGGCGGUCUGCAGCGCUCGGCCACCGUCACGGGGCACGACCGCCGUCGUCCUCGUCGUCCUCGACGGGGCUACCCGUGCGAGGAUCCGCUGCCGCGCGAGGAGGCGUCGGGGGCGCCACGACGACGACAACCACAGGGACGACGAUGACGAGGACGAGGACGGGGCCGUCCCACACCAGGACGAGGUCCGGCAUCGCGUCCACCGGCAGCCGGGACGCGUCCGCGCCACCCUCUCAUCCCACACGAGAGCCAAAUCCAGCGCCACCGCCCUCACCGGCGCAACCACCCUCCGGCCCCCUCCCAAUCCUCUUCCGCCUCCUCCUCCACCACCGUCACCGCCGCCGCCGCCGCCCCCGACCGCGCACCACGUCAUCCGCCCGCCCCGCGGGGACGCACCACACCCGCACAGGCUCCGCCAGCAUCACCAACUCCUCCUCCGCCGUCGCCCGCCCACCCAGCGCGACAGCCACCACUACUACUACCAGCACCGGCCCUGGCCCAACCGCCCUCCCCUCCCGCCUCAAACCCGCCUUCACCACCCUCCAGCAGCACUACUCCCCGCCAAGAACCCCGGUCCCAAGCCCCUCACAUCCACCUACCUCGCGCCCCCGUCCCCUUCCAAACUCCCCUCCAACCUCGCUCUCUCCGCCGACACCCUCCGCCUGCAAAACGAGCUCCUCCGCCUCCACCUGCUCCACCGCGCCGCCGCCCCCACCCUCGCCGCCUGGCACGCCUCCGCCCGCGCCAGCCUCUCGGCCCGCUUCGCCGCCCUCGCCCACGCCUCCGCCGACGUCGGCGCCCAAGAAGCCGCCCGCCUCGAGCUCGUCAACGCCUCCGCCCUCCUCCGCUGGGCCGGCGCUGACCCUCACCUAUCCGCCCCCUCCCUCGAGCGCAUCCUCUCCGCUUGUCGUGCUCUCGUCAACGGCAUGCGCGAGGAGCUCAGGGUCGCUGCCGACGUCGAGAGCGCCGUCAUCGCCGCUGAGCGGGAGUGGAUCACUAGCGUCAUUGCGAGCGUGGGAGACAAAAGGAUGGGGGUAGCGGUGCAGGAGCAAUUUGGAGGGCCCUGUGAAGAUGAGGAAAACGCGAUGCCGGCUCGGCAUCCAUGA